GUCAUAAAUUAAUAACAAAUAAAGUUUUUCUCGAGUUUGUGAUACUGCACGUGUUUGGGGUAUUUAUAACAACAACUAGUUGGCGUCUGUAUCAAUAACGGUAUUAAGUUGGCGAACAAUUUGAGAAUUCAGAAUUUCCACAAUUAUUUCCCAUUCCGGACUUUUGUUCACUAUUCGUUUUAUUGCUACUUGGUAAAGUGUUCAGGAGGAGGUGUAUACUGACUCCUAAAAAAUGGAUAAACCAUCAUCUGGAAAUGUUGGUCGCUCCCGUGGACGAGCAAGUUCUAGCCACGGCCAAGGCGAUGCAGCACGCGGAAGACGGCAUCAUACGGCUCAAGGAGGACCGGGAGGGCCUAGUGGACCGGGAGGGCCUAGUGGACCGGGAGGACCCGGAGGAAGUGCCAGCGCGGGAACUGCACCACCAUCUAUGGGCGGCCAACGUCCUAUGGGCAUGGCUCGAGGAAGUUCAAUUAUGAAGGCACCAGCACCUACAUCACAUCCACAACAACGCCCUCCAGCUCCUACAGCCUUAGGUCGUGCUACAACUCACCGCGAUGUUCCAGUAGCAGAGGCAGCAGGCGGUGCUGUUGUUAAAGAAGACAAUCGCGGCGCUGUAAGAGGAAAACGUGUUAUUCCCGAUCUGGUUCAUUCUCGACCUCAAGACCUUGUCACGAAAUGUGGAAAGAUUGGAGCUAAAGUUCCAGUUCAAGCCAAUUACUUUAGAAUCUUAAAAAAACCACAUUGGUCUAUUCACCAGUAUCGUGUCGAUUUCAGACCCGAUGUAGAUCUGAUUCGCCUUCGUCGUGCCUAUCUGGGACAACAUAAAGCAAUUUUAGGUGGGUUCAUAUUCGACGGCACCGUUUUAUUCUCCACCAAUCAUUUCACCGACCAAUCUGAACAAAAGGAAUUAUUAACAAAGAAUCGCGAAGGCGAAACUAUUCAGAUCAUUUUGAAACAUGUUGGCAUUGUCGAUGUCACCGAUGCACAACAGAUCCAAGUACUGAAUUUGAUUCUACGUCGUUCCAUGGAAGGUUUAAAACUUCAAUUGGUUGGUAGGAAUUUUUUCGAUCCUCGUGCAAAAGUCAAUGUAGACAGUUUCCAAAUGGAAAUAUGGCCCGGCUAUCAGACCUCUAUUCGGCAACACGAACAGGAUAUUCUUUUGUGCGCUGAAAUAACUCAUAAAGUGAUGCGCACACAGACUGUUUACAAUAUUUUGACCCAAUGUUUGCGUGACAGUGGCGACUAUCAAGCUGAUUUUAAACGUCAGGUCGUUGGUAGCAUUGUUUUAACCGACUACAAUAACAAAACAUAUCGCGUGGACGAUGUGGACUUUCAAUCGUCGCCAUCUUCAAAGUUCUCAACUAGAGAUGGGGAGAUUUCAUAUGUGCAGUAUUAUAAACAGCGAUACAAUCUUCCAAUACGUGACGAGAGACAACCAUUGCUAAUUUCACGCCCCACUGAAAAAAACAUUCGUGGUGGCCAAGAUGAAUUUAUUAUGUUAGUUCCUGAACUUUGUCGUGCCACUGGCUUAACAGAUGCUAUGCGCAGUAACUUCAAACUAAUGCGUGCCAUGGGUGAACACACUCGCUUAAAUCCUAAUCGGCGAAUUGAACGUUUGCGUGCUUUCAACACUCGCCUUCAAAAUUCCACAGAAAGUAUGGAUGUCCUGGCCCUUUGGAAUAUGCAACUUGAUAGACACCUUGUAGAAAUACCCGGACGUAUAUUACCUAGUGAGAAAAUAGUUUUUGGAAAUCAAGCUACCGUUGUCUGCGAUGCGAAUGCAGAUUGGUCGCGUGAUAUGAGAAAUAAAACCAUGUUUUCACAUGUUGAUAUAAAACGCUGGUAUGUCAUUGUUCCCAAACGCAGUUUGCGUGAAGUUCAAGAAUUUGUCAAAUGUUGCAUACGUGCUGCAGCUUCUAUGAGGAUGCAUAUUUCUGAACCCAGAUAUGAAGAAAUGCCUGACGAUCGAAAUGGCUCUUACGCAACGGCCAUAGACAGGACUACAGCUCAAGAUCCUCAAAUAUUAAUGCUUGUAUUACCAAAUAGCAAUGAAGAGAAAUAUUCAUGCAUAAAAAAGAAGUGCUGUGUGGAUAGGCCUGUGCCUUCGCAGGUCGUUACAUUGCGUGUUAUUGCACCGCGUGGUGAUAAGGCAUCGGGUUUGAUGUCAAUAGCUACAAAAGUUAUAAUCCAAAUGAAUGCUAAACUAAUGGGCGCACCUUGGAUGAUUGAUUUGCCUUUAAGCGGACUAAUGACGGUGGGGUUUGAUGUCUGUCACUCGGCCAAGGAGCGCAAUAAGUCAUACGGUGCCCUUGUGGCAACAAUGGAUAUAAAACAAUCCACAAAAUACUUUUCCGCUGUAACACAACAUUUGAAAGGACAGGAACUCUCGAAUGAAAUAACCAUGAAUAUGACAUGUGCCCUGAAAUCAUAUCGUGCUGUACAUGGUACUUUACCUGCACGUAUACUCUUCUAUCGCGACGGCGUUGGUGAUGGACAAUUGCAUCAAGUGGUCAAAACCGAGGUGCAAUUCCUUAAGAAAAAACUAGAUGAGAUUUAUCGAUCUGCUGGCGUUGAAAACGGUUGCCGUUUGGCCUUUAUUGUUGUAUCGAAGCGAAUCAAUACACGUUAUUUUGUAAACGGCCGAAAUCCAGAUCCCGGUACUGUGGUCGACGAUAUAAUCACACUGCCAGAACGUUAUGAUUUCUUCCUGGUCUCGCAAUCUGUUCGUCAAGGAACUGUUUCACCAACAAGCUACAACGUCAUACACGAUACCAUGGGUAUGUCUGCCGACAGAAUCCAGAUACUGACAUACAAGAUGACCCAUUUAUAUUAUAAUUGGUCAGGAACACUACGCGUUCCUGCCGUUUGUCAGUAUGCUCACAAAUUAGCCUUCCUAGUUGCUGAAAGUAUUCACCGCUGCCCAAGUAAUGUCUUGGAAAACCAAUUAUAUUUCCUUUAAAUAGCAUAGCAUUUUUUUAUACAAACCAAUGAAUUUUAAAAGACAAUAACCCUAAAAAAACGAUGAACGUGUUACCUUAAGGACAAAUUAAAGCUUUAUUUCCUAUUAUUAUUAUUACUUGACACUGAAAUAUGUACAUUUAUUUUUUUAACCGCAUGUAAUAAUUGAAAUAUCCCACAUUAAGCCGAUAUCAGGCAAUAGUUGAUACAUUUAAGUACCAAAAAUUUUUAUUACAUGUAUACUUAAAUAUUUUUUGUUAUAGUUUACAAAAAGUGAAAUA
Molecule: messenger RNA, 3239 nt
Organism: Stomoxys calcitrans (stable fly)
Lineage: Eukaryota; Metazoa; Arthropoda; Insecta; Diptera; Muscidae
Gene: aub
Product: protein aubergine
Exons: 10
Coding region: 233-2959 (908 amino acids)
Biological process (GO): regulatory ncRNA-mediated gene silencing
Cellular component (GO): P granule
Molecular function (GO): protein binding; piRNA binding
Source: RefSeq, a predicted model, not a curated record